AUGGUCGCCUCAUGGGUCCGCCCGACAACUCGCCGGCGCCAUUACAGGUAUCCACUCCAGGCCUUCACGGUGACCACGCGGCCGGGCCGGGGCCAAAACCCACCACGCGGGAAAGCGACAUCAUACCACCCAAGCGCAUAUACUCGCCCCUGCACAAGCUGCAAUCGGGCCAACGAAUAUCCCCCACAACCAAACCGCUUGCUUAAACGCAGAGAUCCGGACCAGAAGGGAACAAAUCUACGCCCCGAGGGUAUGGCGGAUCACCGCAAUGUGGACCAGAAGGAAGCUUGCCGCACAAGUACGGAAGCUGGAUUCAAGCCAAGAGGCCCCACCGACAAGAUCUAUGCCAACGGGACUUGA
Pelobates cultripes (western spadefoot toad) is the source of this 360-nucleotide messenger RNA. NCBI's taxonomy places the organism in Eukaryota, Metazoa, Chordata, Amphibia, Anura, Pelobatidae. The record is from the annotation of a GenBank genome assembly.